AAAAUAUGUCUAUAUACAUUUGUAUAUAAUCUGUAUUGAAAUCUCUAAAAAAACUAAUAUAUUUAGGAAUACUGUCCAAAUACUACAUACUACACGUACAUACUGUCCAAAUAUUCUUAUAUACUGUCCAAAUAUUCUUAUAUACUACAUACUACACGUACAUACUCUCAGUUUUAAUGGAUACUACAUACAACAUACUCCCUACGUCCCAAAAUAAGUGUCGCUGCAUUAGUACUAAAUUUGUACUAACUUGGUACUACUAAAUUUGCGACACUUAUUUUGGGACCGAGGGAGUACAAAACUCACGUGAGGACAACUACCACUGAUGGUAGGAAACAUUAUAUAUGUGGUCGGACCCUGGACCCUGCGCAAGCAAGAGCUACGUGCACCCGGCUGCCCUAUUUUUAACCAUAUCUUUCAUCUCAUGUAUCAUUUUUUACCCAUACUGAUGAGGACAUCCCAACCAAUAACACUACACCAACCAUCGAUGGACCUAUAACAAGAAGUCCUGCCAAACUUAUAUGUGACCAGGUGAACGCUAACUUAAGUUUAUCUUAUAAACUUGAUGAAAUGGUUGUGCCUUCAUCUCCAUGGUUGUUGGGUGAACUUAGGUACACAAUGAAGGAAUACAACAACAUAUGAGCUCAUGAAGAAACAAGUUGAAGAAAACAAGUUUCAAGUGAAUCUGUUUUCUGCAGAUUUUUUGCCUCUGAUCUUUGGCUGUGCCCCACCCAUAUGGAACAGAGACGAGGCCUUUGGGCUAAACCAACAGAAGCUCCUUGAAGUUUACUUUCCAACCCAAAAUACCUCACAUCAUUUGAAGUUGUGUAGCUCAAGAUAUUCAAGUUUUGAUGGAAGGUGUUCAGGCUGAUAAACGCUUCACGAAUUUCCAAGGAAAUCUCCAAUAAAUAACUCACCAAGUUGACUACUCUUCACCCAAGGGAGGCAUACGAAUUCUGCACCAUUUUGAACCCUUUUCACACCUAGCUAAGGGGGUUGUCCCUGCUAUAAAACCCCAUCUCCCCCAUCUUGUUAGGGGCCUUUUAUCAAACCAAAAACAGCUAUAAGCUUUGCAGCCAAGACUGCUUGAGAUCCGAGAGAUCUUGCUACCUUUGCUCUUGUGAGUUCAUUCGGAUUCGCAAGGAGCCUCUGGUUCCCCUUACCUCAUGCUCUACAGUUCCGGCCGUUUUGUGUGGGUUAGUCCCGGUUUGUGGUUCUGCAAUUGUUCGGACAGCGGGUUGGAGUUCUUGUAGCUUCAGUCAGCCAUCCCUAACGUACGGGUCGCAUCCAACCUUGGCAGGUAUAAAGCUAGUUAUCCCCGCUGCUUGCAGCUAGUUACCCUCCCCGAUUGGAUCCUACGCCAUGAUGAUCGGGCCACCCUCGGGCGUGAAUCCCUCAACGGGUUUGUGCCUGUCAUCUUGGUACCAGAGCUUUCGUUUACACGGUAGGAUUUGCUAUCAUAGUUCAUCUUGUUAUCAUCCCUUUAGAUCGGUAGGUUUUGUUGCAAAAAAAUUCUGUCCUAUAGUCCAAAGCCUCACCAAAAAUAAAUCCCAAAACCUUGUUGGUGCUGAGAUCUUGUUGUUGCAUUCCUUGUAUGUUUUUCAUCUUUUAGAUCUGCACCAUGUUCAUCGUUGUAGUAGUUUUCAGAUUUCGUUGUGUUGCUUAGAAAGAGGAAAAAACAGAAAAACAAGAAAGAAAAGAAGUGCAAAAAAAAGAGAAAGAAAGUGUUGAGCAAGUUCCAAAAGUUUAGUUCCGUAGAAAAUUUAAGAAAGUUUUGUGUGAGCUGUUUGCUUUUCAAUCUUGGUGCAAGGUCUCAUAUUCCCAUCAAAAAUCUUGGUUUGCAUCAACUUGAUUUCAGCACAAGCCCUCUUUGUUUACCCCACCUAGAGCUCCGCCAAAAACCGAAGCUAGUUCUUUGAUCCCUGUCUUUCAAUCGCCUUAACACAUCCGGGAGAACCGUGGUCUGUUUUGAACUCAUAAGAACUUUGGUGAGUAAGAGGUGAAGUUGUGUGAUUCCACAAAAAAAAAAUCCUAUCCCACUUUUUUUAGCCCUACUAACAUGGCAGGAUCUGGUUCGAGUGUUCAUGGAGAAAAUCAAGGAGGAGAUGAGGUUCUGAUCUCACGUGCAGAGUUUCAACAGGUGCAGAAUGGCAUCCUUCAACUUCAACAAACCAUGAAGAGGAUGCUCAAUGAGCGUCCUCCCGCAUGGGGCAAUGGGGUUCCACACCGACAAGACCUUAUUGACCCGCACGGCGAAGCUAGCGGUGAAAACUCCGUGGGAGGUGCUGCCCACAGAGGACAUGAAGAUGAGUAUAGCAACUAUGGCGGAGAUCAUUGGGAAGUUGAAGACGUCGGUGCUGCUACUCGAGGUCGUGGUGCUGCUGCUCAUGGAGUGCCGCGCAGAGGACAUGAUAGAGGGCGAGGCCAUGGUCCUCAUGGACGCUACUUUGACCCACAUGAGUGUACUGCUCGUGGUCAUGGUGAUGAGUUUGAUGACUAUGACGGUAUUCCGUAUCGUCGUGCUGCUGCAUAUGGUGAUGAUGGUCGUCGUCAUGACCGUCGUGGUCAAGAUGAUCGUGAUAAUAUUGCAAGAAUAAAGUUGCAGGUUCCCAAGUUCACGGGAAAGGAAGAUCCGGAUGCAUAUUUUGACUGGGAAGAGCAAUAUGAUCAGAUUUUUCGCAUCCACAAUCUUGCUGAUCCAAAAAGGGUAAACCUUGCUUGUGUUGAGUUUUCAGGUUAUGCACUCACUUGGUGGAACCAACUACAAGAAAACCAGCUGAUAUUGGGUCGUCAACACAUUGGUAUAUGGGAAGAAAUGAAGCAAGCAAUGAGGAGGUGGUUUGUUCCUUCACAAUAUCAAAGAGAUCUCCGAAACAGAUUGCAACGCCUCACCCAAGGUACUCGCACGGUGGAUGAGUAUUAUAAAGAGAUGGAAUCGCUGCUGGUUCGUGCUCGUGUCCAUGAAGAUGAAGAGUCAAAGAUGGCAAGAUUUUUGCAUGGUCUCAACAAUGACAUUUCUGAUUUUGUGGAGAUGUUUCCUUAUAACACUCUAUAAGAUAUUUUGGAUCAAGCAAAGCGCACGGAGAGGAAGGUGCAGCGGAGUGGCCAUAGACGUUCAUCUCUGAACCGCACCACCACACCAUGGCAUAGGUCGCAGCCAAGUUCCUCUCAUGGCGGUUCUCAGUUUUAGCAAACU
This is a messenger RNA of Hordeum vulgare subsp. vulgare (domesticated barley), 3196 nucleotides long. RefSeq lists its product as uncharacterized. The record is from RefSeq and is a predicted model, not a curated record. Lineage: Eukaryota; Viridiplantae; Streptophyta; Magnoliopsida; Poales; Poaceae. The transcript has a single exon. Bases 2060 to 3055 code for a protein of 331 amino acids.